This is a messenger RNA of Phyllostomus discolor (pale spear-nosed bat), 1045 nucleotides long. Its product is annotated as olfactory receptor 56-like. Gene Ontology annotation, molecular function: olfactory receptor activity; G protein-coupled receptor activity. Gene Ontology annotation, cellular component: membrane. The transcript has 2 exons. Lineage: Eukaryota; Metazoa; Chordata; Mammalia; Chiroptera; Phyllostomidae. The record is from RefSeq and is a predicted model, not a curated record. Gene Ontology annotation, biological process: G protein-coupled receptor signaling pathway. The coding region runs from base 68 to 1045 and encodes 325 amino acids.
GAUAUGUAGUCCAACUCUAUGAGAAAACAGAGAUCCUGUCAUCUGUGCCAUGGGAAUAUGAGAGAACAUGCACUUGAUGACUGUGAACAACAGAGCCAUGGGCAUGUGGUUGAAUGAGUCCUGCACAGAUGACUUCAUCCUCUUGGGCAUCUUUUCCCACAGCCCAGCUGACCUUGCUCACUUCUCUGUGGUCAUGGUGGUGUUCUCAGUGGCCCUCUGUGGAAACGUCCUCCUCCUCACCCUCAUCAGCAUAGAUGCUCGACUUCACACACCCAUGUACUUCUUCCUCAGUCAGCUCUCCCUCAUGGAUCUCAUGUUGGUCUGUACCAGUGUGCCAAAGAUGGCAGCCAGCUUCCUGUCUGGCAGGAAGACCAUCUCCUUUGUGGGCUGUGGCAUACAAGCUGGCCUUUUUGUCUGUCUCGUUGGAUCAGAGGGGCUUUUGCUGGGGCUCAUGGCUUAUGAUCGCUAUGUGGCCAUUAGCCACCCACUGCACUAUUCCACCCGCAUGAGUCAGAGGGUCUGUCUCCAGAUUGCUGGUAGUUCCUGGGCCUUUGGAAUGCUAGAUGGUUUGAUCCAGAUGGUGGUAGUGAUGUCCUUUCCCUAUUGUGGCUCAAGGGUUGUGGACCACUUCUUCUGUGAGGUGCCAGCUUUGUUGAAGCUGGCCUGUGUUGACACCUCACUUUUUGAAACCCUGCUCUUUGCUUGCUGUGUGUUCAUGUUGCUCCUUCCCUUCUCCAUCAUUGUGGCCUCCUAUGUUCGCAUCCUGGGGGCCGUGCUCCAUAUGCACUCUGCUCAGGCUGGUAAAAGAGCUCUGGCCACCUGUUCCUCUCACAUGACAGCUGUCUCCCUCUUCUAUGGGGCAGCCAUGUUCAUCUACCUGAGGCCUGGGCGCUACCGGACCCCCAGCCAUGACAAGGUGGUCUCUAUCUUCUACACAGUCCUUACCCCUAUGCUCAACCCCCUCAUUUAUAGCUUAAGAAACAGGGAUGUGAUGGAGGCCCUGAGGCCGGGGCUAGACUGUUCCAGGAGCAGCAGCCAACAAUGA